Molecule: messenger RNA, 766 nt
Organism: Strongylocentrotus purpuratus (purple sea urchin)
Lineage: Eukaryota; Metazoa; Echinodermata; Echinoidea; Camarodonta; Strongylocentrotidae
Product: nucleoside diphosphate kinase-like
Exons: 2
Coding region: 1-567 (188 amino acids)
Biological process (GO): CTP biosynthetic process; UTP biosynthetic process; GTP biosynthetic process
Molecular function (GO): nucleoside diphosphate kinase activity
Source: RefSeq, a predicted model, not a curated record
AUGGCGUCGAGGGUGUAUACUCUGUACCUCUUGGCCGCUCUCUUCAUCGUAAGCAGUUUCUUCGUGGCGGACAACGACGCAAAUUUCAACACGACGGCUGCCGAGAGGAAUGCCGAGAGGACUUUCAUCAUGGUGACGCCUGGCGGAGUUCAGCGAGGACUAAUCGGCGACAUAGUCCAUCGCUUUGAGAAGCGUGGAUAUAAGAUGAUCGCUGGGAAGAUGAUGACGACCACUGAGGACCUCUUCAGAGUUCACUAUGUUUCCCACCAGACCACUCCGUUCUUCGAUGAUCUCUUGAAGUUGUUCUCCAGUGUACCCGUCUUUGCCAUGGUAUGGGAAGGAAAGGAUAUCGUGAAGCAUGGUCGUGCAAUGCUUUUUGGAGAUGACGACCUCAAUCCAAUGCCUGGCACCAUCCGUGGUGACUACUCUGUCGACAUCCACCGCAAAGUCUGCCACGGCUCUGGCAGCGUGGAAGAGGCCAACAUGGAUAUCGAACUUUGGUUUCAGACGGAGGAGAUUAUUAACUACACACUCUGCACCGAGCAAUAUCUAUAUGAAUACAUCUAAUGAUGUCUGUCUAUACUCACCUUGUUUUAUUCAUAUAAUUCACUGCAGUGUCACAAUGUCAUAUACACAUAGCUUGUACGUAAAUAUCUCUUAUAUCUACCUUUUAGGGGAACCUGUGCAUGUAAAUGCUCUGACUAUCUUUACUAAGAAUUAAAGACUAAGAUUUGCAGGGUUGGAUUUAUAUUGUCCUCAUAUUUAU